Molecule: messenger RNA, 509 nt
Organism: Photinus pyralis (common eastern firefly)
Lineage: Eukaryota; Metazoa; Arthropoda; Insecta; Coleoptera; Lampyridae
Exons: 3
Coding region: 62-478 (138 amino acids)
Source: RefSeq, a predicted model, not a curated record
AGGCUAGCCGCAAAAUGACUCGCAGUUUGGUGAGGUGACGCAGCGUGAGUCACGGCCCACAAUGGAAAUAGCUACGGCACUUACGUUUGACAGUUCUGAAUCUGAUUCGGAAGAUGAGCUCGUAUCCGAAUUGGUAUUGUUUAUCUCCCAAAUGACCAAAAGAAAGGCAGCAAGAGGUCUGUACUUAAAAAGAAGAAAAAGUCACGGAGAAUUUGCUAUGACCAAAGAAUUUAACGACGAACAAUUUAAAAAUUAUCUUCGGCUAAACCGGGACCAGUUUAUCGAAGUGCAUGAGAUCAUCAAAAAAGAAAUUGACGCAGAAGGAUGUAACGCUACAAGGCCCAUCGGGACGGAAGAGAAACUAAGUGUAUUUCUAAGAUACUUGGCAACAGGAAACAGCUACAGAAGUAUGGCGUACAGCUACAGAAUGGGUGAUCGAACAGUUUCUAACAUUGUGCGAGAGGUAUUUGGAAGCUGAUGCAACCAAUAUAUUUGCCACAACCAACUGA